This is a messenger RNA of Plasmodium vinckei vinckei, 1377 nucleotides long. RefSeq names its product conserved Plasmodium protein, unknown function. NCBI's taxonomy places the organism in Eukaryota, Apicomplexa, Aconoidasida, Haemosporida, Plasmodiidae. Gene Ontology annotation, molecular function: DNA binding. The record is from RefSeq and is a predicted model, not a curated record. The coding region runs from base 1 to 1377 and encodes 458 amino acids. The transcript has 2 exons.
AUGUUUAUACGCGCAAGUACGAUCUUUACGUAUAUAUAUUAUAUCCUAUUGUUCUAUAAAUACUGUAUGCACUCAUAUGGAUUAAAUUUCAAAAAGACGAAUAUAAGGGAAAUGUUUUUACCUAAUAUAAAAUUAACUGAUAAAUCCAGCUUAAUGAAAAUAAGACGAAAAAAUUUUAUAAAUUAUAAAAAUAUUGAAAAGAGAAAAGAAAAAUGGAUUGAUGAAAUAAAUAAGGUUAAUAAAUUUUCCCUAUUUAAAAGCUGUAAAAAAAGAGAAAAUGAAAAAACACACAAUGAUGUUGAAGAUAUUUGCAGUGAAAUGAAAGAAAAUUCAAUUAUAAGUAUCCCCGAAAGAAUGCAAAAAAAAAUUAUAUCGAAUGAAUUAAAAAAUGAGCGUAUAAAUGGUGACAGAAAUAAUGUAACUGGAAUGAGGAAUGACAAAUCCCAUACGGAUUACAAAACUGGGGAAAUAUUGGAUACACAUAUUUAUGGUAAGGAAAAGAAAGAAGAUGAAAACGUUGGCAAUAAUGCUGAAAUUGGUAAUGAAUCAUUGAACAACCUUACCGAAGAAGAUGAAAAAAAUAAUGAGGUUAUAAGGAAAGAAGAAAAUACAGAAAUAUCCACUUCUAAUGAUUUGGAAUUAAAAAUUGACAAAGAAAUUGAAUUGGGGAUAAAAAAAAAAAAAAAAAAAACAAUGUCAGAAGAAAUUCGAAAAAAAUUAUCAGAAUUAGCUAAAUUGCGAUGGAGAAAUGAAGAAGAGCGAAAAAAACUUUUACGGUGUAAAAAUAAAUUUAAGCAUUCGGAAAAAACAAAACAACUAUUGUCUUAUAAAAUAAAAUUAAAAUGGAAAGAUGAAAAUUACAGAAAAAAUGUUAUGCAAAAAACUCUUGUUUUUAAUCAAGAUGAAAAUACGAAAAGAAGAAAAUCAUUAAUAUUAAAAGAAAAAUGGAAGCUAAAAGAAUUCCGAGAAAAAAUGUUAUGCAAUAGAAAGCCUUUUAGUGUAGAAAGAAGGAAAAAAAUUUCUGAUAUCAUAAAACAAAAAUGGAGAGAAGAAGGAUAUAAAAAAAAAACUUUGGACGCUAUAAGGGAAAAUUACAAAAAGAGAAAAUUGAAUGCUGGUUUAAACCCAAAUCUUAAUUACAUUCAAAACCUAAUUAUGUUUAAGCAGCUUGGAAUUAGCGCCCCCAAAAUACGACAAUUCCCAGAAGUGCACAAAGAAAAGCUAAGAGGAAAAAAGAAAAAAAAAAAAAAAAUCAAAAAAAGCUAUAAGGAAAACUGGAAAAAUAUUUAUGAUAGUAUAUUAGACAAAAAUGAAUUUCGCAACCCAGUACCAUAUCUAGGUAGCAUAGAUCAUUUAAGUGUCAGUAUAAACAUAUAG